Messenger RNA from Rotaria sp. Silwood2, 1335 nucleotides. Lineage: Eukaryota; Metazoa; Rotifera; Eurotatoria; Philodinida; Philodinidae. The record is from the annotation of a GenBank genome assembly.
AUGAAUAUUUUAUUUGGUAGACAAUCUCAAUAUAAUGCACUUAUAACACCUAUUUAUAAUGCAAGUGAACCAUUAGAUGUUUAUUUUGGUUUAGCAUUAGCUCAAAUAAUAAAUGUUUAUGAAAAAGAACAAAUUGUUAAAGUUAAUGUAUGGUUACAACUUCGUUGGUAUGAUUAUCAAAUGAAAUGGAAUCCUGAUCGAUUUGGUCGUCUUGAUAGUAUUCGUGUACCACCGGAACAAGUUUGGACACCGGAUUUAGUUCUUUUCAAUAAUGGCGAUGGUAAUUAUGAAGCAAGUUAUAAAUCAAAUACAGUCAUUUCUUCAGAUGGACAUAUUCAAUGGAUACCACCAGCGAUUUAUAAAUUGACUUGUACAAUCAAUGUUGAAUAUUUUCCAUUUGAUGAACAAAAAUGUGAAUUAAGAUUUGGUACAAGUGGUCGCAGUGCUUCUCAAGUUCGUUUUGGUUGGUAUGCAACAGCUAAUUCAAUGGAAUUAUCCGAUUAUGUUCCAUCGGGUAUAUGGACAUUAAUCGAUGCUCCAGCUGAAAUUCGUACCAUUCAAUCACCUGAUCCACCUUAUGAAAGUCGAUCUGAAAUGGUGUUUUUUAUGAUCAUUCGACGUAAAUCUUUAUUUUAUACAAUAAAUUUAAUUUUACCAACAAUGAUGAUUUCACUUUUAAGUAUCACAUUAUUUUGUUUACCAAGUGAUGCUGCAGAAAAAAUGAUGCUUUGUACAUCAAUACUUGUUUCUUUAGUAUUUUUUAUGUUACUUAUAUCAAAAAUUCUUCCAUCAACAUCAUUAAGUAUUCCAUUAAUAUCGAAAUAUUUAAUGUUUACAUUUAUAAUGAAUCUUUUAACAGUAUUUUUAUCAGUUUUAUCAUUAUAUUUAAAUCAUAAUCGUACAUCAAUAUUAACACCUGUACCAUAUUGGAUGAAAAUUAUUUUUUUACAUACAUUACCAACAUGUUUAUGUUUAAAUAAACCCUAUGAAAAUUCUCAUACACGUCAAAAACGUAUAUCAUCUAUAAAUUCUCCAAUAUUAUUACGAAAAAUGAAAAGUCAUCAAGUUGAUUUGCCUGAUGAAAUGAAUUAUUUAAUUGAACAAUUUUUAGAAAUAUCAAAUGAUAUAAAAUAUUUAUCAAAAAGAAUUCAAGGUGAUACAGAAGAAAUGAAAGUUUAUAAUGAUUGGAAAUAUAUUUCACUUGUAUUAGAUCGUAUUCAUUUAUUUCUUUUUCUUAUUAUUACAUUUAUUGGUACAAUAUCUAUGCUUUUACAAAUACCAAAAUUAUUUGAAUCACAUCAAGAUUCUUUAUUAACACCACAAUCAACAAUAUAA